ACGUGGAUGUAUUAUAGCGCCCUCAAUAAACAUUGAACGAUUUCGCGCCAAUUCAAAAUGGCUGCGCUUUCGACUGAAAUGAUGAUUUGUUUCUGUCGCUGUUGAAGAAAACGGUAGGAUGACACAGUUUGAUUUUGUUGCAGUCAACGUAUAUGCCAGUCGAAUAUCGUAGCUAAUGACAGGACGAAGUAAAGAAUAUUUGCUAUAAUAGUCUUAAUCACCCCAACGGCCAAUCAUGGCUAACUUUGUGGGUAUCCACGAGACGCUGUGUACGGUGGGAGGAAGUGUCAAGUACACCAGUAUUGAGACCGGCCAGACUAGUUGGAAGACAGGCAACCUAGUAUUAGCCACUACGCCAACGGGACAGGUGGUCUGCUUGGUCAAUUUCAAAAUUGGCCCCUCCAAAAAAUUUGUGGUGACCAAUCAGAUUAGAGGAGUGAUUUUCAAUCAAAAUGUACCCCGAUGCAGCAUCAGUCUUGCCAAUGGGGCCAACAUUAGUUGGACCACCAAAGUCAACGGAAAAAUCAUUCAUGUUAACCCCCCUGGCGAUGUUGCUCGCUUCGCUGACGUGCUGAACGACUUGCGCGAAGAACGGAAGAGAGAUAGAAGGCCUAACACAUCAGCACAACUGAGCCUCAGUUCACCACAACCCAACGCAUACACCCCACUCAAGCAAAGUCCAGGAUUAAGGAACUCACAAGUCAACCACCAGGGAAAUACAACUCCUCAAUCCCGAGCCCCUCCAGCUGUCCCCCGAACCUCCACGCCAUUCACGCCCCAAAAACCCUCCACCCCUAAGCCUACUACGGGCAGAAUUUCCCCCAAUCCCAUGUUUACCCCCAGCCACAUCAGAGCAGCCCAGGGACUGGUCAAGACGGAACCGAACCGAGCAGCCCAGGGGCUGGUCAAGACGGAACCGAACCGGAACCGCGAGAAUCAAGGGGAGGAAAGCCCUGGAAGCAACGAUGACUCAUCGGACCCGCAUGGGUGGUUGUUCACGGAUGUACAGGGGGACUUAGACAAGGAAAACACCAACGGGAAAAGUUACAGGAUCCCUAAAGUGGGCGGAGCUAGCAGGAGUAAGAGUGCGUUACAGAUGAGGAAAGAAGAGGGCGGGUCAGUCUUCUUGUCCUCAUUUCAAGAGAAACAACUCCAGCUUGAGGAGAGAAAGGAAAACACUGCUCCAAAGCCUGUCUCUGGUGUGCAGGCCUUCUACAGCAGAGGCCGCCAAGCUGCUGGAUAUACCGCAACAGAUGCACUCCUACAGCCAAGGCAAACCAACAUCAACACCACUGCAGCCAUCAAGCGGACUCCAGGCUUCCUCAGCCUACCCCGGCCCAAGAAGCCGUGCCUAGGCAAUACGUACAUGGGCUGGAGCCAGAGAAAUAUCCCAACGGCCGUCAAGACAUCUCAGUUAUCCCUACAAGGGUUUUCUAAUUUAGGUAACACCUGUUACAUGAAUGCCAUCCUGCAGUCCCUGUUUGCCUUGGAUCGCUUCACAAUGGACAUACUAAACGGAAACCUCCUGUCACACAUGCAGAGAGAUAGUCUCUACAAGGCAUUAGCUUCCCUGCUUUUUGCCAAGCAACGGAACCAGUCACCUGAUAGGGUUGGCACCCAGCUGCGACGAGUCAAGCAGGCGAUAUCCUCCACGGCUAAUCGAUUCUCUGGCUUCAUGCAGCACGACGCCCAGGAGUUUCUCUGCCAGUGCUUGGACCAACUCAAGGAUGACUGGGAGAAGGCAAAGCAGAAGUUACAAGACACCCCUCCCGGCGACACCCCACAGACAGAGGGGCAGAAGGACCCUAAGGAUGCCCACCCGUGCCCCGUAGUCAAGAACUUUGAGUUUGAGGUCAUGCAUUCCAUCGUCUGUAAGCAGUGCGGGGAGGUGGUCACAAAAGCAGAACAGUUCUAUGACCUGUCGCUGGACAUGCCCAGAAGAAGUUCCUCCAACCCCAUCGGAUCUAUUCAGACAGCAAUGGAGCAGUUCUUCCGAGCGGAAGUCAUUGAGUACGCAUGCAGUGAGUGCAACUGCAAACAAGCGACAGUCACUCAUACCUUCACUAGGCUACCCAGGGUAAUCAUCAUUCACCUCAAGCGUUACCGGUUUGACAUCGACGCUGUUCAGAAUUCCAAGUUGCGACGUCGCAUUCACAUACCCAAAUACCUGUGCAUGCACUAUCACUGCACCAAGGCAACCCAAGGACCGACGUCUCAGGCAAAGUCAUUAAUCAACGGGUCCCUGAGCCCUCAACGACCGCUGAGUGGGGACAGAACUCUCCGGCCCGUUAUGGGACUGGUGGACGGCAAUGCAUCGGCGACCAGCCAAUCAGGGAAGCCGUCUCGUUUCAACUUCAGCUCCUCCUCACGAAAGCGGUUGGAGUACAGUGCUAGUAAUGCGGGCAACCAGCCUAGACAGACUAUUCUCUUGGACAGCCUACCAGACUCAGACACUGAUGAGACCCAACGAGCCCUGGAGAUGAGCAAGAGGGAGGCAGAAAAGGCGGAGCUUGAAAAGGAAAAGAGGCGGGAACAGGAGGAGGAAGAACUGAAGAAGGCGAUGGAGCAGAGCAAACAGGACGCCGAUCGGCCCAUCACUGAGAUGUCAGAAGAGCAGCAGCUGGCAUACGCCCUGGCCAUCAGCACUCAGGAUCCCCUCCGAAUGCCUGACGCAACUCCUUCCCUAGGCGAGGAUAUCCCAGACAGUCCCCAGGAAAUAAGGAGCGAAGGAAAUUUGUCGGACAUCGAUGAUGAGGAGUUUAUAUCACUGAAGAGACGGGGGGCCUGUGAUGCCAUCCACGCUGUGGAUAAUGUCCUCUUACAGGGCGCAUCAGGGGACCAUUUAGGUGUGGACUCACGCGCGAAUGGAACUCCUUGUAAGCGGUUCAAAGGGGAUGGGAUGACGUCCUAUCAAAGCACUCCUUCUGAGCAUGCUCUGUGUGCGGGUGAUAAUGAAGCCGACCUCAUGGGCGACACGGAAUGUCUUCUCGACGGCAACAGGACGAAGCCACACCGAUGGCGCACGGCGAAAAAAGCCAUCAUCAACUUCUUCACCCCUGUCAAGCGGACUCCAAACAAAAGUUCCUCCUGUCUUGACAAUGACUUGGCAGCCACCCCUAUCUCAGCAGUCAAGCCAACUUUGCUAGAGGCCACUAUUGUGGACAUAAUCAGGGACGAGGACCACAGCACUUUGCCAGUAGGGGUGAAUGGUGACGCAAGGCCAAGCUAUGAGGAGCUGAAAGCUAAAGAGGAUGAGGAGCUGCGGAGGGCAACUGAGCUCAGUUUGCAAGAUGCUCAAGAAGUUGCUAAGAAGGAGGAGGAUGCGUUGAAACAAGCUAAGCAGAUGAGCUUACAAGAGUUUUCCGAGAGCUUCACUUGUCUUGAAGAUGAUGAGGACACAAUUGAGCCGAUGGAGAUUGAGGAUGAAUCAGAUGACGAUACGACGAAAGAGCUGACCAAGAAUGCCGAGAGUGGUCACCUACCGUCAUCUUACCGCCUGACCAGUAUCGUCAGUCACAUCGGUAGUACCUCCUCGGUAGGGCAUUACAUCAGUGACGUCUACGACAGUAAAAAGUCCUCUUGGUUGAGCUACGACGACUCAGAAGUGGUCCGCAUAACCGAAUCAGCAGUCCGCGAAGAACGGGAAAGGACGGGCUACAUCUUCUUCUACAUUGCUAAAUGAAUUGACCUUUGACACAUGAAGGACAGAGCAGAUUCGAAGGAGGGUAUACUUUGGUUUGGGGCAAACAAACUAUUUUGCACCAUUUUAACCUGGACAGAAAUUCAGUACCAAUGUGCAGCUGUUUGGGGUUUUUUUUGAGGCAAAUGAGAGACUUGGAACUCGCUAGGUUUGGAAACCUAGUUCCAAAACUUAGGUAACUAAAGCCCACUGCACACCUUUCCGUUUUUAUCAGAUCACUGGAUUACCUAUACGUCUUUUUUUUUUCACCAUUAACCUGCCCACAUGCCCGAUUCUGUUCUAUAACCGGUCACAUGAUGAUCAAUCACAUGAUGACAAAAUGGCAGCCGUCAUUAGUGAAUCAUGUGACUUCCUUUGUGAAUCUGAUUGGUUAACAUAACUAUUGCGUCCGGUGAAAUCGGAGUGCUUCUGGCACACCUUUCCGGUGACGUCAGAUCUGGUGAAAUCAAAUGCGAAAAAAAUCAAACAUGUUUGAUUUCAUCCGGUCUUCCGAUGUACAAUCAGAUCGGUCCGAUUUUCGGCGCACACCUCUCCGAUCUGUGCAACGGAUGGCCCAAUGAUCCAGUGAAUAGGUAAAAUCAGAAAGGUGUGAAGCGGGCUUAAUUUCAUGCAUUUUGCUCACCACCGAAAUUUUGGCGUGUCAAAAAAGGGUUACCAGUCACAAUUUCAGGUACUGUCUGUGGCAUUUCACUGGUUCCCAACUGAUUUUUGCCAAGUAUGAGAAAAAUAGUAACUCGUUGGAGAUGCUAAAUGCACAUGGGCUGUGUGCAGAACAAAUGUAGCUUGGCAAGAAAGAAAGGUUACAAGCAAAAUUAUGUGUGGUGUUUUACUUGCACUUCCAUCCCAUGUCAGUAAAGUGAGGCUACACAAAGGACUUGGAUGUGGCCGGUUCCGACCAGUUCUAUCCUGUUGAAUUCAGUCAAAACCAGCUCUGCACACACCCUGUUUUCCCCCACAUUUCUUGCUGAUGGUCAUUAAUUAUCAAGUCCUUAAGUACACAAUCCAUUGCCCAUCACAGCAAAGUACUCUGUGGUCACUGUCGACCAUCCAGGAUAAAAAAUGUAAGCAAUGCGGAAAGAGGCAGUUCAGGUCAGAUACAACCAGUUCUGGUUGGUUGCAACCAGUUCUGACCGGUUCUGUCCAUUCGCACUGCUCUCUUGUUAAACAUUAGCAGUGUCAUUAAUGAACAACUUGUGUUUGGCAACAGCACUUUGUCAAAAGUAAUGCAUCUUCUAUCAACAUCCAUCUUAAGUGUAUGUGCUCUUCAUAGUUGAUUUGAUUUUAACGAUUCAUCACAGCUCUCGCGGGCACUGAAUGAACACAUUGACUUGGCAUUUUACAAAAAUUCUUGACUUGUAGUUUCAACAAAUGCAAUUUUCUUUAAUGUGCUUUACAAACUUAUUUCUUAUUUCAAAAUCAAAGAAAAAUUAUCAUUCACAAAUAAUAAUGCAAUAAAAAAUUGAAGUACAUGAGUUUGCAACGAUAAAAUAAGGUGUUUUUUUCCUCAAAAGAAGGGACAAAAAAAGAAAUUAUUAUCUUCAACCCUAUUACCGAUUCAUAUCUCGCAGUUACUUUUAAGUUUACAUGUAUGAAUUUUACUGUUUCAAUUCGGAUGACACUUAACAAUUUAUGGAUAAUUUGUGAAGAAAACAAAAGACAACAAAAUGUCUAAUGAGGUUAUGUACAAACAUUCAAAUUACACUGUUGUAAGUAAACCAGGUCAUUCUGUUCACUAGAUCAUUCCGUUCACUUGGAACAGAUGCAGAUGUAAAAUAACUAUACACAUUAUUUUUUUCAAAACUUGACAUUCGCACAAAACCAUGUUUAUUCUGUAACUGAGAGGAAUGUUUUAAAAUAUCUCUCGUUUUGUAUUU
This is a messenger RNA of Patiria miniata (bat star), 5574 nucleotides long. Its product is annotated as ubiquitin carboxyl-terminal hydrolase 37-like. The transcript is spliced from 18 exons. Bases 236 to 3682 code for a protein of 1148 amino acids. The record is from RefSeq and is a predicted model, not a curated record. Gene Ontology annotation, molecular function: cysteine-type deubiquitinase activity. NCBI's taxonomy places the organism in Eukaryota, Metazoa, Echinodermata, Asteroidea, Valvatida, Asterinidae. Gene Ontology annotation, biological process: protein deubiquitination.